Penicillium vulpinum is the source of this 1155-nucleotide messenger RNA. RefSeq names its product sugar phosphate isomerase/epimerase family protein. The record is from RefSeq and is a predicted model, not a curated record. Lineage: Eukaryota; Fungi; Ascomycota; Eurotiomycetes; Eurotiales; Aspergillaceae. The transcript is spliced from 2 exons. The coding region runs from base 1 to 1155 and encodes 384 amino acids.
AUGACAAUAUCCUGGCCUCCAUCCAAAACAAACUCAUUGGGUAUCGCCACCUUGUCCCUCGGUAAUUGGCGAGAGCAUCGGUUGGAACCACGCCUGGAAGCCGCGGCGAAAUCGGGAUAUCAAUGGAUCGACUUAUUUGAUGAGUGCUGGGCCGCGUACCUGGAAGAACAUGGACUUCCAGGAGACCAACUUUGGGAACCGACUUCGGAGAAUCUAGAGGUUGCUCGAAAAUUGGCUCGUGUUGUCAAGUCCUUGGGAAUGCGGAUUGUUUGCACGCAACCUCUUCGGAAAAUCGAAGGAAUCAAAGAUCCAGCUGAACGCAAAGCUACCUUAGAUCUAGUCGCCAAACGAUUUCCAUUCAUGCGCGCCUUUGACACAGACCUUGUCUUCAUGUGUGCGAAUAUUCGCACGGACGAGGGUGUAACAUCUGAUCUCAAGACGGUCGCGAGAGACCUCGCAGAACUGGGCGACAUGGCGGCUGCAUAUGCAAAGGCUGAUGGUGGACGCAUGAUAAAGAUUGGGUACGAGGGCUUAUCUUGGGCAACUCGAAAUACAUGGUCGGCAUCAUGGGAAGUUGUACGAUUUGCUAACCGCCCUAACGUUGGGCUGAUCGUGGAUGCUUUCAAUAUCCUCGCCGUCGAGUUUGCUGAUCCAUACAAUGCUGCUGGCCACGGGCGGAUCUACCCAACCCUGGCGGAGUCUCUAGAUGUUCUUACCGGAUCACUCGCAUCAUUGGCCUCGACGGUACCGGGUGAUCGGAUAUUUUUCUUCCAGUGCGGUGAUGCGGAGUUGAUGAACCCAGCGACUUUCCUCCCUCCAACUGACCCGGAAACACCAGCACUACUCCCAUGGUCGCGAAGUCAUCGGCUGUAUCCUCUUGAGCAGUCUAGAGGUGCGUAUAUGCCGGUUGAGCUUGUCGCGGCUGCUGUACUUGCCACCGGAUACCAAGGUCCAAUUUCACUUGAAGUGUUCAAUGCAUCACUGAACAAACCAGGACAGACCGUUCCGGCGGAGCAUGCGUCUAGAGGAAUGAAUGGUCUUCGCCUCUUGUGCGAAACUGCGAAGUCCAUUCCAGCGUUUUGGAAAAGUGACGGUGAACGUAAGAGCGCUAUCGCACAAGUGGUACAACGGCUACAGUCAGAUGAACACACAUAA